GUUUUGUAUGUAUGCGCUUCUUGUGCUUGGAUUUAUAGCUAGCUGAGACUUUCACUUGUCUUUGCCUAUUAUCAAUAGCCAUUAUCUCUCUUAACUUCCUCAUUACAGCGCCUCAUUAGCCUUCAAAGGCUAAUGUGCUCUCUCUUUUAACUUCAUUUCUUUACUUUCAAGUUUCAUGGGUUCAUUACCCUUUUAAGAGAGAGAGAGAAGGAGAGAGAGAGAGGGAUUGAGAGGCUCAGAUCUCUUGAGCAUUUGAGAGUAUCUGGAAAUGGGUUCUGGGAUUUCUGAGUUUUUGGUAAUGGGGCUGUGUUUUUGGGUGUGUUUCUUUAGCUUCAGCUUGGUUUCUGUGAGUUCACAGAAUGCGGUAGGAAAUGGAAGUAAUGUUGAAGGGACAGUUUUCAUAGAUGGGAAAAGUGCCAUUGGGAGGAUUGAUGAUGAUUUUAUAUGUGCUACCUUGGAUUGGUGGCCUCCUGAGAAAUGUGACUAUGGAACUUGUAGUUGGGGUAGAGCUUCUCUUCUUAAUCUGGAUUUGAGCAACGAUAUUUUCUUAAACGCCAUAAAGGCUUUUUCACCAUUGAAGAUUAGAUUAGGUGGUACCUUGCAGGACAAGGUCAUUUAUGAAACUGAAGACAAUAAGCAAACUUGCACACCUUUUGUUAGGAACACCUCAGAGUUGUUUGGUUUUACUCAAGGGUGCUUGCCUUUGAAUAGAUGGGAUCAAUUGAACUCCUUUUUCAAGGCAUCCGGGGCAAAGAUUAUUUUUGGAUUGAAUGCACUUGCUGGGCGAACUAUACAGAAAGAUGGUUCUGCAACUGGAGCUUGGGAUUACUCCAAUGCUGAAUCCUUUAUACGUUAUACAGUAAAAAAGAAUUACCCAAUUCAUGGUUGGGAGCUAGGAAAUGAAUUGAGCGGGAGCGGAGUUGGAACAAGAGUAGCAGCAGACCAAUAUGCCACUGACACCAACGCUCUGCAGAAAAUAGUGCAAAAUAUAUACAAUGGAGUUGAACCAAAGCCACUGAUUGUAGCUCCUGGGGGUUUCUUUGAUACAAAUUGGUUCAAAGAAUUCCUGGACAAGACAUCCAAAUCUUUAGACGUGCUAACUCACCAUAUAUAUGAUCUAGGGCCAGGGGUUGAUUCACAUCUUGUUGAGAAGAUUCUCAAUCCAUCCUAUCUCGACGGUGAGGCCAACACUUUCAGAAGCCUCCAUAACACCCUCAAGAGCUCUGCAUCGUCUGCAGUUUCUUGGGUUGGGGAGGCUGGAGGGGCUUAUAACAGUGGCCGGAAUCUCGUCACUAACUCAUUCGUGUUUAGUUUCUGGUAUCUGGAUCAGCUUGGUAUGUCAGCAGCUUUUGAUACCAAAACUUACUGUAGACAGUCAUUAAUUGGUGGAAACUAUGGAUUGCUCGACACCACCAACUUAGCCCCAAAUCCAGACUACUACAGUGCUCUUCUUUGGCACCGGUUGAUGGGACGAAAUGCGCUGUCAACAAGCUUUUCUGGGACGAAAAAGAUUCGUGCCUAUGCACAUUGUGCAAAACAAUCUAAAGGGAUUACGGUCCUACUAAUCAACCUUGACAAUAGCACCACGGUUCUGGGAAAAGUUGCCUUCAAUGGAACAUGGAGUUUAGAACAAAAACAAACGCAUCAUCACCGUCACCACCACCACCAUCAUCAUAGAUCAAGGACUUCUAUUCCUCGCUCUUUAAAGAGUGAGACAGCAAGAGAAGAAUAUCAUCUAUCCGCAAAGGAUGGUGAUUUACACAGCCGAACCAUGCUUCUCAAUGGAAACAUUUUAAGUAUAGAUUCAUCAAGCAACAUACCUACCUUGCAGCCUGUAUAUAUUAAUUCCUCGAAACCGAUAGUGGUUCGCCCAUUCUCAAUUGUAUUUGCUCACAUACCAUAUGUCGUCGUCCCUGCUUGCCAGUAGGCGAGUAACAUGGAGCUGCAACUGGUUCCAUAUAGUGAUUGAUAAUAAGAGAAUACAAUUCAAAUGUAUUAGUAACUUUUUGCAAGAAAUAAUACAAAAGCAGAGUAUUCAAAAUA
This is a messenger RNA of Morus notabilis, 2043 nucleotides long. RefSeq names its product heparanase-like protein 3. Gene Ontology annotation, cellular component: plant-type cell wall; membrane. Gene Ontology annotation, molecular function: beta-glucuronidase activity. The record is from RefSeq and is a predicted model, not a curated record. NCBI's taxonomy places the organism in Eukaryota, Viridiplantae, Streptophyta, Magnoliopsida, Rosales, Moraceae. The transcript is spliced from 9 exons. Bases 269 to 1927 code for a protein of 552 amino acids.